Messenger RNA from Aplosporella prunicola CBS 121167, 1533 nucleotides. RefSeq lists its product as uncharacterized. Gene Ontology annotation, molecular function: FAD binding. The coding region runs from base 1 to 1533 and encodes 510 amino acids. The record is from RefSeq and is a predicted model, not a curated record. The transcript is spliced from 6 exons. Lineage: Eukaryota; Fungi; Ascomycota; Dothideomycetes; Botryosphaeriales; Aplosporellaceae.
AUGACUGUGAAAGAAGUAUACGCCGAUCUAACCAUCGUUGGAAGCGGUCCUACUGGCCUUACGAUCGCUCUACUCGCUCGGAAGUUGGGCCUGUCAGUUUUCAUCGCAGACAAAGCACCUACCUCAUUACCCGUCGGUCGCGCAGAUGCACUCAAUGCAAGAAGUCAGCAGACUUUAGAAGUAGUCGGUGUGCUGGACAAGCUCGAGCCGCGGGGCCUGAAAUGCAAUACAAGCUCAACAUUUGCGGAUGGCAACUUCGUGUCACGGCAGAACAAAUGGUGGGUGUCGUUGCAGAACUGCUACCGACCCAAUUUCCUCAUGAUUGGGCAAUCGGACGUCGAAGCAACCAUGCACUCGAUGCUCGACAUCCCUUGUCACUACAACCAUGAAGCCCUUGACAUUGAAGAGUGCACCAUCGACGGCGUAGACCUUGUAAGGACGAUAUUUGCAGACAAGGUGGUAGUCAGCAAGUACGCCAUCGGUGCCGAUGGAGCGAGGUCGAUGGUACGGAAUGUGCUCUCGAUCCCCUUCGAAGGUGACAAACCAAACAUGAACUGGCACGUUUUGGAUACCUUCAUCGACACCGACUUUCCUUGUUGCGAUGAGAUCAUCACGUUCCAACUCAACGGUCAAGCGCGUAUCUCUUGGAUCCCAAGAGAGCGUGGCAUGGCACGUUUCUACACACUUUUGGAAGACAAUUCGCGCGCCGACCAAGCUCGCAUCGAGGACGAAAUCCGCAAGUUUCUGGCGCCGCACCGCGUUGACUUCAAACGCACGGAAUGGUUUAGCAUCUUCGAGAUCAAGGAGCGUGUCGCAAAAACUUACUUCUCGCCCAAGCAGCGCAUCAUCUUGGCCGGUGAUGCGGCUCACAUUCAUGCCGUCAACGGUGGUCAAGGCCUCAACACCGGUCAGGCCGAUGCUUUUGCCCUGGCAUGGAGAUUGGCGCUGGCGGUUCGUGGUGGGUGGCACAGCGUGCUGCAGAGCUACGAGGAUGAGCGACUAGCUACAGCCAAGGGCGUCAUUGACGUCGCGGCAAAACUGGUGAGGAGCACGGUCAAGACGGCGGCUGAGUACGUCGAGCUGAUUGAGAAAAAUGCAAACUACAUCACCGGUAUGGGUGUAACGUACGAUGCCAACACGCCGGUAGUACAAGGCUCGCCAGCGGGCAUAUUUGUACCGGGCCAUCGCGCACCUGACAUCUACCUCCACGCUGACGAGAGCGACGUUGAAGGCACGCGGCUGUAUCAAAUGGUUUCCUACGGGAAGUUCCUGGUAUUCUCAUUGCGAGGUCAGGCAUGGUGCCCUCCUGAAGCGCCAUGGGCGGAGUGGGUCGAGACUUGGGAUGUGUCGAGCAAGGCUAAGCUUAAUCGCAACGCAGUGCGGAGGUUCGCGAGGCUUAGCAGCGUGGGUGUUACUAAAGAUACGCCUGUUGAGAUCGGCAAUGCUGAUUUUGUCGUGAUUCGGCCGGAUAUGUACGUCGGAUAUGCGGGCAGCGAUUUACAAGGUUACUUUGACAGGGUGUUUGCCUCGUAG